AUGAUAAUCUGGUUCUUUCCUCAAGGCGAGGCAGUGGCCGAGGAGUUGGCCGAUGAGGUGGCCACUGCCGAGGUAGCAGCUGAGGGGACGGCCACCGUUGAGGUGGCCGAAAUGAUGGAUGCCGAGGCAGCGGUUGCAGAGGUGCCAGCCAUUGAGGAGGCCGCCGCGGGCGUGUCGGACGAUGAGGUCCUUGCCGUGGACUCGACGCAGGCCAUCCUGGUGGAAAUUCCUUCGGUCGCCUCUGCCAUGCCUACCUUUGCCGUUACCGUGUUCGUUGAGCCGUUGCCGUCCGCUCCUCGUCGUCCAGCUGGCAUCGUGAUCCGCUCGCCUCCCUGGUUGUCACUAUCGCUAUCCGCGGUCGCUGUGAGUAUGCCCGCGGCGCCACGGUCCCAGGACUCGAUGGUAGUGACUGAGCUUAAACUGGGGCCGCCUGUCUCCUCGAUGGUCCUGACCGAGCUUGUGGUUGCAGAAGCUCCUAGCGCGCCGUCGGCCGCUGAAGGGACCUCCUCCUCCGAUGAUCUCGAGGAGUUAUAUGCCAGUCUUCAUGAAGAAGGAGGCAGCUCGGCCUCGGCACCUUUGGAUGAGGACUCCAGUGCCGUCAUUGAAAAGCUCCGGGAGUACAUAUUCCUUGGAGUUCACCAAAUGAUCACUGCUGAGGCAUUCAUGGAGUUCAGGUCCUAUAUGGAUACGGCCAUGGCGUUGGGUCUGCUUGACUAG
This is a messenger RNA of Prunus armeniaca (apricot), 717 nucleotides long. NCBI's taxonomy places the organism in Eukaryota, Viridiplantae, Streptophyta, Magnoliopsida, Rosales, Rosaceae. The record is from the annotation of a GenBank genome assembly.